CAUUCCAUCUGCCAAGAAAAAAAAAGAAACAGUCGGCCACGCUUGCUAAAGAGAUCUUUUCACAUUUUCGGGACCUAUUUUCCCCCUUUUUAUUUAUUUCAAAUAUUGCUGUAAUCAGUUCACAAACAAAUCAAAACACACAACUAUCUCCUCAAAAUUCACAAUGGCAGAUCUAGACGAUUUCUUCGCUAAAAAAGACCGUAAAAAAUCGAAAGCAGUGAAAAAGUUCGCUACUGCUGACGAAUUAGCUAAAAAAAUGGAAGAUACAAAACAGAAACCCGAGGUGCGGCCGAAGAAAGAAAGACCAACGCAAGAAGGUGACGAAUCAGCACGGGCUGGGGAAGAGGAAGAGUGGAAAGAAUAUGAGGAGCCAGUUAAAGACUACACUGGCCUUAAGAUACAGGUGUUGCAGGGCGGCAACGGAGCGCCCGAAUCGGGCCGCGACAACACAUCCGAGGACUCCGCCCCCGAUAGUAGCAAGGGCAAAGGCCCCUGGAACAAACCUGUGGAGACGGAGGUGGCGGCGGCGGCGCCGGCGCCGGUGCCGGUGGAGCAGCCCGAGAAGAAGGCCACGUACGUGCCGCCCGUCCCGCGGCAGCGCGUCGCCGAGCCGCUGCGCCGGAAUCAAGCUAAGCACGCGCCGGACAUCCACAACGACGACUCGUUCCCUGUGCUGGGCCGCCGCACCACGCGCCGCGCCAGCCGCUCGCGCUCGGCAACCGCUUCACCUCGCUACAGGACGACAGCUAGCCAGGUAACAACAAGCAGCUCUGCAAUGCGAAGAAGUGAAGUGAAGUGUCAGUAAGGACUUUUAAGCGAAGUCUGGCGCAUACAUACACACAUACAUAAGUCACAGUUCAGAACAGUGCAUUUCCGAAUUCAUAACAUUGCCAAACUCACGGCUGUGGACAGUUGCUAUAAUAAAAAAUAAAUAAAAAAAACUAUUCUAAAUGUAAUUAAAAAUAAUUUGUUUUCACAUGGAAAUUGUUGAUAAUAAAUUUCCUUUGCCUUGGUUUUUUAUAAACAUAAAAAUUGUAGACAAUAAUUAUAAUGCCUGGGAACGUGCUUUUGACACAGAUUUUUAAAUUUGGAACGUGUUGUUCCUUUAAAAAGGGAACACGAAUUUUUAAAUCUACGUCAAAAAGGGUAUUUUAACAUUGGAAUAUGGCAACUGUCUAAAAAAGGUGUAUAAGUAUAAACGGAAGUGUUUGCAAAAAAAAAAAAAAAAACUAUUAUAAUUGUUAUUUUUUAUGUUUAUAUAUAAAAAGGCCGUGUAACGAACGACGUGAUGGACUUUUAUAGGAAAAUUGGUGUAAAAUUUUGUAAUAAGCCGAUAAUUUGCAGUUAAGUGUAAAGAUCAAACGAGCGCGGGUUGUACGAUGGAAAAUUUAUAUUUACGGAAGAUAUUCAUAUAAAACUCGAUGUUUGGGUGAUAGAUAAAGUGGACCGUCUUUGGUUACCUAUAAUGUACAUUUGUUUUAAUAUUGCUGUUAUAUUUAUCGGCGAAUCAUUCAGAACACGUUGUAACAUAGUAAUAAAUUACGUAUUUAAACCGA
This is a messenger RNA of Galleria mellonella (greater wax moth), 1556 nucleotides long. RefSeq names its product protein CDV3 homolog. Gene Ontology annotation, cellular component: cytoplasm. The record is from RefSeq and is a predicted model, not a curated record. The transcript is spliced from 6 exons. The coding region runs from base 164 to 805 and encodes 213 amino acids. NCBI's taxonomy places the organism in Eukaryota, Metazoa, Arthropoda, Insecta, Lepidoptera, Pyralidae.